Molecule: messenger RNA, 2469 nt
Organism: Oreochromis niloticus (Nile tilapia)
Lineage: Eukaryota; Metazoa; Chordata; Actinopteri; Cichliformes; Cichlidae
Product: cell division control protein 3
Exons: 7
Coding region: 774-2420 (548 amino acids)
Molecular function (GO): GTP binding
Source: RefSeq, a predicted model, not a curated record
GAUAGUUUAAUUUCCGGGCUUGCCCUGAAGGCAUCACCUGCAGCUCGGUGCGCGUGAAGGUGGGGUGUAGAGGAAAAAGACGGCAAGGAAAAACUCCAUGCUGCCGCGAAGCACAGUUUUCCAAUUAAAAGGAAAAAAAGAGGUUCAAUUAACAUUUGUGAGAGAGCUGCCGUUAGCGGUGAACCACAGACGGGUACCUCCCUCGAAGGAGUCGGAGUGUUUCUUCGAACUUUUUGAACUAUUCUGUGGUUCAUAGUUCACAAAAAAGGAGUUACUGAGACCAGUUCAGGGUGGGACUGAAUGACGAUAUUCAAAAAGUUGGUGCCAGCUGUGUGAGUACAGGAUGUGACGAGGAUCUCACAUCCUGAGUGAGGCAGCAGAGAGGCAGAACAUAGGCAGCACCAAACAUCCUGUGGUUAUAUACAAAGAGCAUCAAGUUUCUCAGAAGACAGGCAGAGGCAGCGGUGACACAGGCAUGAUGAACCAAUGAAGUGAGUCCGUCUCCCCUGCAGCAGCACCACCAACCACAUCCCACCACAGCAUGACAGACGAGGACGCUAGAUAUAGGUUAGCUAUUGGACGCAGAUGAUCUGCUGUGGUGACCCCUAAAAGAAGCAGCAAAAAAAAAAAAGGAAGAAGGAUUUCCAGAUCAGUUUUUGUGUUGUGACAGCAGACUGAACAAACCCUGCAACGCUGCAGCCUUCAGACCCGAGAGUGAGAUUCUGCAGAGGAAAGUUUUGACCACAUCCAGUUUGGGUCCAAUUUAUCUGAAAAUGGCCUCAGAUCCCAAAAAAAUAGGAAGCACAGAGCAUAAACUUUCUUCAUCAAAGAGCAAAGCAGAGACUGAAGAGGAAAAAUCGCAACAUGUCCAAGGUCACACUGGGACAGCAAAUAUCUCUUCCAGAUACAACAAUAUCAUAUCUAAAAGUAAUCUGAUCCAUUCAGGACCCCUUUCUGUCUACCAGCUGAGACCAAAGAAAGAGAAGUUAGAGUCUUUUACAAAAAUGACUGUUGGUGAAAAAAAUCUGGACAAGACAAACAGAACGAUCUUACUUGUGGGUGAAACAGGAGCAGGAAAAUCUACGCUGAUCAAUGCUCUGUUCAACUACAGCAUAGGAGUGAAGUGGGAGGAAAAAGUCUGGUUUCAGAUCAUAGAGGAGGAGAAGAGAAGUCAGUCUGAAAGUCAGACGUCAGAUGUGAUCGUGUACGAGAUCUUUGGUUUUGAAGAUAAAAAUUUGCCCUACUCUCUGUCCAUCAUCGAUACUCCUGGAUUUGGAUGCACCAAAAAGCCUAAAGAUGAUGGCAAAGUCAGUGAAAAAUUAUUUCAGUUGUUUCAAUCAGAGGAUGGAGUUUAUAAAGUUCAUGCAGUGGGUCUGGUGAUGAAAGCGACAGGUAAUCGACUGAGCGAACGACUGAAAUAUAUCCUUGAUUCAGUGAUGUCUCUGUUUGGAAAGAACCUGGAGGAAAACAUUGUGGCGCUCAUCACACACUCAGAUGGAGUAAAACCUAAAAAUGUUCUUGAAGCUCUUGAAACUGCAAACAUUAAAUGUGCCAAAAAUCAGAAGUAUGAGCCUGCUCACUUUCUGUUUGAUAAUCAACAGAACACACUGAGAACAAAAGACAACAACUGUGCUCUGGAGGCAGCAUGGAGAGUAACAGAGAGAGGAAUGAGUCAAUUCACACAAUUUCUGAAAGAAUCUAAACCUCAAAAACUUAAGAAAACUGUUGAAGUGUUGAAAGAACGUAUCACACUGACAGCCUGCAUCCAAAACCUGGAAGACAGAAUCAAACAGACUGAACUGAAACAGAGAGAAAUCAAACAGAUUCAAGAAGCUCUGCAAAAACAUGAGGGAGAGAUGAAGCAGAAUGAGAAAUUCACUGUAGAAGUUGAUGAGGUCUACAAAGAUAAACAAAAUGUUGAUGGUGGGAUGUGGUUGUUUUUUUAUCAAGGAGCUGUCUGCUGUAAAGUCUGUGAGGAGAACUGUCACUAUCCUGGAUGCACAAAGGCCUGGUAUCCUAAACACUGUGAGGUCAUCAAAGAUGGCUGCUGCACUGUUUGUACCAACAAGUGUCCUGCAUCCGAUCACGUGAAAGAAAAUUGGAUCUAUGUGACCAAGACAAAGAAAGUUCAAAAGACUGUGCAAGAAAUGAAGGAAAAGUAUGAGAAGAAUAAAUCAGAAAGUCAUAAAAAGUUGAGUCUGUUGGAAAAUCUGAAAAAAGAAAUGGAUCAACUGACAGCAGAGAAGUCACAGUUCCUGGAUGAGUCCUACCAACAUGUUGUCAGACUGGAGGAGAUCGCUCUGAAAGCUGAUUCGGCAUCCACUAUUGUCCACUUGGACUUCCUGAUUGAGAAGAUGAAGGAGAGAGGAGACACAGAGAAGGUCCAGAAACUGGAGGAGAUGAAGAAGCAGAGAGAGUGAAGGAACCAGAGCAGGAAUGGAGUACAUAAGGCGUAAAAAAAACAAAAAA